Messenger RNA from Amphiprion ocellaris (clown anemonefish), 2378 nucleotides. RefSeq names its product anti-Mullerian hormone (gene amh). Lineage: Eukaryota; Metazoa; Chordata; Actinopteri; Pomacentridae. Bases 785 to 2332 code for a protein of 515 amino acids. Gene Ontology annotation, biological process: gonad development. The transcript is spliced from 7 exons. Gene Ontology annotation, molecular function: growth factor activity. The record is from RefSeq and is a predicted model, not a curated record.
ACAUUUUCAAACUUUAAAACAGGUCAAUUUUGACCUGCAGGACAACAUGAGGGUUAAUUGAUUUGUUUUAAAACCUUAAAUGCUUUAAUUAAUGUUUUUUUUAUUGUCAUUUCAUUUUUUAAUCAUUAUCUGCAUCCAAGUUGCUUAUAUGUGCUCCUGGAUCUUUAAUUUCUUACUCCAAACCUCAGUAUUUUCUGAGUUCAAAUACAGAAUGUAUGAAAGAAAGCAAAGCAGCAUGACAACAGUGCAUUCUGAAAGAGAUUUCACUUGACCACCAAACUGAAAUGUCCUUCGCUAGUUCUAGUUCUGUGCUUUUAAUGUGUGUUUUUAUUAUAAUAUGGCUUAUUUAGUUUUUUUUUAAAAAUUAGCGGGUUUUACUUCUGGUUGUUCACCCAGUUCAGGCAUUUUUAUGACAAAAAGCAUUAAAACCAUUGAGUAUUACAACAACACCUCCCAUUUUCCAGCUGUUUAGGUCAUUCAUUUCAAACAGGGAAACCAUAUUUCAUUACUACAUGUCCAAACAAGUAAAAACUGCCUUUUUCUGUUUGCUGGUAAUUCUUUCAGGUUGUCUGGAUUCAGCCUGCUCCCUGGAGCUUCAGUGCAGCAAACAUCUGAAGCAGAACCCAGAGUCCAGAUCAUCAAGGACACAGUAUUUCUAUUUUGGCAGCCAGUUAGUGAGAAGGGAAGGUGGGAGGAUGCGACUCUUUAUCCUCUGGACCUUCACCCAUAUAAAACAAGCGAGUGAGAAGGUCUGACCACACAGCAAGCAGACGGAGACAGAAGCAUGUUGGCAGCGGAUGUCGUCUUCAGCGGAGCCUUGAUGCUCUGCUGGACCAGAAUCUUGGUGGCUCUGCAGGUCUCAGAUGGACAGCAGCUGAUCCCGGACCGAGACUCCACACUGACAGAGCACACCUUCCCAUCAGUCUCUCCGUGCUUCGUGGACGACAUAUUCGCAGCGCUGCGUGAAGAUUCAGGAACCGACGGUGAACUCACAAACAGCACUUUGACUUUGUUUGGAAUCUGCUCGGUGUCUGAUAAUUCAUCAGGCUCCGUCUUAGCAGAACUCGCCCAGGAAAUAAGAAGAAACCAGAGAAACCAACUGAAGGUUUUGUAUCCAACUGCAGCGCUUGUUUCAGAAGACGAGGAGCGAGGAAGUCUGCUGUUGGCUUUUGACCUCCCACAAUCUCCUUUACUGACGCUGAAGCCGGUGCUGCUUUUGGCAUUUGAAAGUCCGGUUGCAGGAGAAGAUCUGGACGUCACUUUUACCAGUCAGUCUCUGCAGCCGAGUACACAGUCUGUAUGCAUUUCCAGAGAAACACAGUACCUACUACUAACAGGAAGAUCAUCAGAAGGCAACGUUCCCCAGAAAUGGAGGGUCUCUGCUCGGACAAAAUCCCCCGACAUGAAGCAAAACCUAAAAGACAUCCUCAUUGGUGGAAAAUCAGGAAAUAACAUCAGCAUGAUUCCGCUUCUGCUUUUCUCCGGGGAAACAGGAACCAACACCAGCCACGCUCCUGUUUCAGGUUCCUCGCAGACCUCCUUCCUCUGCGAGCUGAAGCGUUUCCUGGGUGCCGUCCUGCCUCGGCAGCACCCCGAGGCUCCGCUGCUCCAGCUGGACUCGUUGAAGUCGCUGCCUCCCCUGAAGCUCGCCUUGACCUCCAGCGAGACCCUGCUGGCAGGAACGAUCAGGUCCUCGGCUCCCACCAUCCUCUCCUUCGCUAAGCGGGGCUCGGUGUUUCCAGACAAACAUGGAGAGCUGGCCUUGUCUCCUGCUCUGCUGGAGGAGCUCAGGAGGAGGCUGGAGCACACUGUGGCUCGGAUAUCGGAGAUACUAAGGGAGGAGAAGGUAGCUAAUAGAGCCGUGGAGAGGCUGGAGAGGCUCCGAGAAGUCAGUGUGAUUCAGUGGAAGGAAGCUGCAUCAGGAGAGACUCAGUUCAGAGCACUUCUCCUGCUGAAGGCCCUCCAUUCGGUGACUUUUUCAUACGACAUGCAGAGGCGACUGAGAGCCACCAGAAAGGGCCGAAAUAACCCAGCGGGGGUCAACGUCUGCGGGCUGAGGAGCCUCACCGUGUCCCUGGAAAGGCACCUGGUCGGUCCACACACUGCCAACAUCAACAACUGCUACGGAUCCUGUGCUUUCCCCCUGACCAACGCCAACAACCACGUCGUCCUGCUCAACUCCCACAUCGAGAGCAGCAGCAGCGUGGACGAACGGGCGCCAUGCUGCGUUCCUGUGGCCUACGAAGCUCUGGAGGUCAUGGACUGGAACGAACAGGGGACCUACCUCUCCAUUAAACAAGAUAUAAUAGCCAAGGAGUGUGGAUGUCGCUGAGACAGUAUAUAGUAUAUAGACAGUAUAUAUAUAUAUAUAUAUAUAU